This is a messenger RNA of Teleopsis dalmanni, 2325 nucleotides long. RefSeq names its product glycosaminoglycan xylosylkinase homolog. Gene Ontology annotation, biological process: protein phosphorylation. The transcript has 5 exons. NCBI's taxonomy places the organism in Eukaryota, Metazoa, Arthropoda, Insecta, Diptera, Diopsidae. The record is from RefSeq and is a predicted model, not a curated record. Gene Ontology annotation, cellular component: Golgi apparatus. The coding region runs from base 1021 to 2289 and encodes 422 amino acids. Gene Ontology annotation, molecular function: phosphotransferase activity, alcohol group as acceptor.
UUGGUAAAUUAUUCGAUAUGUAAAAUAUAUUUAGCAGUAGCUAACCAAACAUUAAUGUGAACGUGUGAAAUAUUCGGUGUGUGAAUUUAAUUGAUUUUUAUUUAAUAGAAUUAAAAUAUAAAAUAAUAAUAAUGCCUGCCAAUAACUGCGCUGAUACAGCAUUCCUCUGAUAUAGAAAGUGCGAUGAGCACUUCCUCUUCGGCCUCUUCGAAUGUAAACAAAAUUGCUCUAAUAAUGUCUUCAACUUGAAAUGACAAAAUAAUAUUAAUUGCCUCAGAAAUAACUUAACAAAUGUGAACAAUAGAAAAUAACAGCAUUGAGAAAUGGUCAAAUAAAAUACAAAUUAGACAUUCAACGGGAAUUCGUUACGUACAGAGAUCGGCACUGGUUGUGCGGGCUAUAGAGAAGUGGCAGAAACAAUUAUAGAAAUUUAUAUAUUCUCUAAAAGCCCUAGCCAAGCAUACACAUAAGUGAUUGUAAAAUAAUAAAAAAUAACAACAAAAUCGAAGAAAAAAAAUAUUAACAAGAAGAACGCAUGUUGCAAUUUCUAUUCAUCAACGCCGAGUGGUCAACACGCUUGACAGAGCCACACAACCGCACAGCAACGCUAAAUUAAUUAAACAAUAAACAAAAUAAAUUCUUAACAAAUCAGGCAACAACACAAAACCAAUACGAAGGGUUCUGUGGUUCUGUGCCAGCAGCAACAGCAACAGCAACAAUAUUGUCAACGCGUAAAUUGUUGUCAAUUAGAACAGCUGCAGUUGAGGAUUCUUCUCACUCUCGAACGAUUGCUCAUGACAACUUGACUUGAGAACAAACUGCAGUAGAGCAGUAUGGUGCAUAUGAUUCAGUGCAAUUAUUAACAAUAUUUUAUGCAUAACAAAUUUGUUGCUUAAUUCAAAUGAAGUGUGCGAAAACGUUAACAACAUUUUCACCAACAGCAAUAAUAGUCGAUCUUGUGUGGACUACACCCCAUAAAACAUACCAAAGAUACAGGAAUUCUAAAACAGCUGAUAGCAGAUGACGAACAAACGCACCGUGGUUAUCGUUGUCGCUCUGUUGAGCCUCGUUGCCAUAUUCAUAGGCGCUAAUCUCUAUUUUAUGUACUAUCUAAAUACAGACGAUGUGCCUCUAUCAAGUACACGUGCUUUGGAGAAUAUACUAAGACAUAAGAUACGUCACCUCAGUCCGGCGUAUUUCAACCGUAAUCCACGUUUUUUUAUGUAUAGAAAUAAAUUGCUUAAGAACUAUAAGCCAGCACCAUACGAAAAUGCUACUGUCUUAUGGGAUAUCGCAAAUUGGUGGCCACGUGAAAAUGAAAUUUAUCCCUUAUAUGAUUCAUCUAUGGGUCAGCUAUUGCAAACACUACACCUCGAACCGAUUACCAAGGUGACAAAUUUGGCAAAAGGCACACAACUAAAACUACUCGUAAAAUUAGCUAAUCAACAGAAGGUUAUUUUUAAACCCCAAUGGUAUGAACGUGGUGAAAUCAUUGAAGGACCCGUUUAUUCUGGUAAAGAUCGUCACGCUGCUGAGGUUUAUGCUUUUUAUUUGGGUGCAGUAUUGGAUUUUCGUUGGACACCCAUUGUUGUGGGACGUGUGAUUAAUUUGAAAACUGAUAUCUAUAAUAACGGUGAUAAUGAGUUGCAAAAUACUAUGACAAUCACAACAUCUGAUAAUGGUACUGAACAUUAUUGCCUAUUUGGUAAAUGUCACUAUUGUAAUGAGGACGAGACUGUUUGUGGUGAUGAGCAUAAUAAUAUCGAAGGAGUUUUAAUUUUUAUUAUUCCCGGUUCGUUAAGCAAACGUCGCUCACCCUGGCAACGUACAUAUAAAGAUGAUAAAAGAGCACCUUGGGAGGAUGAUAUGAAUUAUUGCAAACCCCUUAAGACUAAAAUGGAAACUAUACGACUUCUUGAUCUUAUCGAUGUUGCUAUAUUUGAUUAUCUGAUACAAAAUGGCGAUCGUCACCACUAUGAGACACGAGAAGAACGCGUUGUACUAGUCGAUAAUGGUAAAGCAUUUGGCAACCCUAACAAAGAUCACUUAGACAUUUUGGCGCCUCUAUACCAAUGUUGUUUAUUACGAAAAGAAACUUGGGAUCGCUUGCAAGUAUUUUCGGGUGGUGUACUAACCGAAAUUAUUGAUCGUCUGUCAAAGAAUGAUCCCUUAUAUCCACUUAUUACGGAUAAGCACAAACAAGGCGUAGAGAGACGACUACUAGUCGUUUAUGCUGUGGUAGAGUAUUGUAUGGAUAAGGAAGGUGAUAAGAUAUUUAAAAAUUUAUAGUUAUAGAUAAAAAGGUUAUAGGAAAUAAAAAAUUUU